GCAGAGGAUGGCCAGUGGUGUGUAAUCCUUGUUUGGGUUGUGGGAGGGGGAAUCACGGGGAAGGGGGGUCUACAUAAACGCACCCUUGGCCGACGUUCCGUACACCAUCCUCAGGCGGCAAACCCCGGCCAAGCACUGUCAGGUGAUUGUCUCUCGUUUGAGUGAAGAGAGCAAAGCGGAUCGAAGACAAUGUGUGACGAAGAAGAGAGCACCGCCCUCGUGUGCGAUAAUGGAUCAGGUCUCUGCAAGGCAGGCUUUGCCGGGGACGACGCGCCCAGAGCCGUCUUCCCCUCCAUCGUGGGCCGUCCCAGACACCAGGGAGUGAUGGUGGGAAUGGGCCAGAAGGACAGCUACGUGGGCGACGAAGCACAGAGCAAACGAGGUAUCCUGACCCUGAAGUACCCCAUCGAACACGGCAUCAUCACAAACUGGGACGACAUGGAGAAGAUCUGGCACCACUCUUUCUACAACGAGCUUCGCGUCGCCCCCGAGGAACACCCCACCCUGCUGACCGAGGCACCCCUGAACCCCAAAGCUAACAGAGAGAAGAUGACUCAGAUCAUGUUUGAAACCUUCAAUGUUCCCGCCAUGUAUGUGGCCAUUCAAGCAGUGCUGUCUCUCUACGCUUCUGGUCGCACCACUGGUAUUGUCCUCGACUCUGGUGAUGGUGUCACCCAUAAUGUCCCCAUUUACGAGGGCUACGCUCUGCCCCACGCCAUCAUGCGUCUGGACCUGGCUGGCCGUGAUCUCACAGACUACCUCAUGAAGAUCCUGACCGAGCGAGGCUACUCAUUCGUCACUACCGCUGAGAGGGAAAUCGUCCGUGACAUCAAGGAGAAGCUCUGCUAUGUUGCCCUGGACUUUGAAAAUGAAAUGGCUACCGCCGCCACAUCAUCCUCCCUGGAAAAGAGCUACGAGCUUCCUGAUGGCCAGGUCAUCACCAUCGGCAACGAGAGGUUCCGCUGUCCCGAGACCCUCUUCCAGCCUUCUUUCAUCGGUAUGGAAUCUGCCGGAAUUCACGAGACCACCUACAACAGCAUCAUGAAGUGUGACAUCGACAUCCGUAAGGACCUGUAUGCAAACAAUGUCCUGUCUGGAGGAACCACAAUGUACCCUGGGAUUGCUGACAGGAUGCAGAAGGAGAUCACCGCUCUGGCUCCCAGCACCAUGAAGAUCAAAAUCAUCGCACCACCCGAGCGCAAGUAUUCCGUUUGGAUUGGAGGUUCCAUUCUGGCGUCGCUCUCCACCUUCCAGCAGAUGUGGAUCAGCAAGCAGGAGUAUGACGAGGCCGGCCCAUCCAUCGUCCACCGCAAAUGCUUCUAAAGCCUCCAGCCUUCCCAGUGAUGCCCUCUCUGCCUUCAGUCUUGCUUUUCUGCCUCUUUCUGUCUUCUCUUUGUCCCCGUAGCUUUUCCUCCCCCUCUUUGCACUGCUACUUCUGAAUGGAUGUUUUUGUUUUCGAAUGAAUUAAACCUCGACAUGCUCGGGCAUGUCGGAAACCAUAAAAGAACAGGAGAACCAAAGCUCAUAGGCGCCCUCGUGUGUUCAGAUGCUGAAAAUGAACGUUGCAGAUGUUGCAUGUGUUCAAUCACCGCUGUAUGCUUCGAGUUACAGUUUAAGGAUGGUUACAUUGAGAACACUCCAGGAAGGAAUAAAGCUCUUCAAAAACUGAA
This is a messenger RNA of Paramormyrops kingsleyae, 1670 nucleotides long. It is a transcript of the gene acta2, whose product is annotated as actin alpha 2, smooth muscle. The record is from RefSeq and is a predicted model, not a curated record. Lineage: Eukaryota; Metazoa; Chordata; Actinopteri; Osteoglossiformes; Mormyridae.